Neopelma chrysocephalum (saffron-crested tyrant-manakin) is the source of this 3081-nucleotide messenger RNA. RefSeq names its product membrane palmitoylated protein 3 (gene MPP3). Gene Ontology annotation, cellular component: plasma membrane; cell-cell junction. Gene Ontology annotation, molecular function: protein binding. Lineage: Eukaryota; Metazoa; Chordata; Aves; Passeriformes; Pipridae. The coding region runs from base 199 to 1989 and encodes 596 amino acids. The transcript is spliced from 18 exons. The record is from RefSeq and is a predicted model, not a curated record.
GCUCCGAGGGCGCAUGAGCGAGGUGCGCACCGGGAUACGGGGACGCGAGUGUCGGGAGCCGCUCCGAGGCCUCCGGAGCAGCCUCCAGCCCCGCACAGGCCCGCACCCGCAGGACUGCCUCUGAAUCACAGUCCAGAAAGAAGAAACACUCGUGUGGAUUUAAGCUGAACAUUUGUCUCUGAGAUUAAGAACAAAGCCAUGCCAGUGCUUUCUGAAGACUCAGGAUUGCAUGAAACUUUGGCCCUUUUGACAUCUCAGCUAAGACCUGACUCAAAUCAUAAAGAGGAAAUGGGAUUCCUUAGGGAUGUCUUCAGUGAAAGGAGUCUCAGCUACCUAAUGAAGAUUCAUGAAAAGCUCCGUCAUUAUGAAAGACAGAGUCCAACUCCUGUUUUACACAGUGCAGCAGGAUUAGUUGAAGAUGUAAUAGAGGAGUUGCAGACUGCACCAGUGAAUAACGAAGAAAAAGAGCUGCUUCAGCUGCUGUCAACACCUCAUCUCAGGGCAAUGCUUGUAGUACAUGACACUGUAGCACAGAAGAACUUUGAUCCAGUCCUUCCACCUCUACCUGAUAACUUUGAUGAUGAUUUUGAUGAAGAAUCAGUGAAAAUUGUUCGGCUAGUGAAAAAUAAAGAACCCUUGGGAGCCACCAUCAGAAGAGAUGAGCACACAGGAGCUGUGGUUGUAGCAAGGAUCAUGAGAGGUGGUGCAGCUGAUCGCAGUGGUCUUGUCCAUGUUGGAGAUGAACUAAGAGAAGUCAAUGGUAUUACUGUGCUUCACAAACGACCGGAAGAAAUAAGUCAGAUUUUGGCUCAGUCUCAGGGGUCAAUCACAUUAAAAAUAAUUCCAGCCGUCAAAGAAGAAGAUCGUCUAAAAGACAGCAAGGUGUUUAUGAGGGCCCUUUUCUGCUAUAACCCCAAAGAAGACAGAGCCAUCCCUUGCCAGGAGGCCGGGCUGCCCUUUAAGAGGCGACACGUCCUGGAAGUUGUGAGCCAAGAUGAUCCCACGUGGUGGCAAGCCAAACGUGUUGGAGACACCAACCUCAGAGCAGGCUUGAUCCCCUCAAAGCAGUUCCAAGAAAGACGACUGACUUACAGAAGAACAAUUGGCACUCUGCAGAAUGCCAGAACUCUGAAGAAACCAUUAUAUGAUCAGUCCUCUGACAAAGACAGUAACUUGGAGCUUGAAAAUGUGAAUAAGUGGAGACAUGUCUUAAAAUCUCUUUUGUUUUCCUGCACAGCCGGUUUGCGCAGGAGCUUCCGAUUGAGUCGUAAAGAGAAGGAGAACAACGUGAAUGAAGGAAAGCAAGCAGAGCAGGCAGAUGGAGCAGAGUUCCUGACAUAUGAAGAAGUCACAAAAUAUCAGCAACAGCCUGGUGAACAGCAAAGGCUGGUGGUUUUGAUUGGUUGCUUGGGGGCCAAAUUAAGUGAGCUCAAGCAGAAGGUUGUGUCAGAGAACCCACAGGAGUAUGGGGUUGCAGUUCCACAUACAACCAGGUCAAAGAAAAGUCACGAGAAGGAGGGAGUAGAAUACAAUUUUGUCUCUAAGCAAUCAUUCGAGACAGAUGUGCAGCUAAACAAAUUUGUGGAACAUGGAGAAUACAAAGAAAACUUAUAUGGUACCAGCCUGGAGGCAAUCCGAUCUGUGAUGGCCAAGAAGAAGGUUUGUUUGGUGGAUGUGGUACCUGAAGCAGUAAAGCACUUGAGGACUCCUGAGUUUAAGCCUUAUGUCAUCUUUGUGAAGCCUCUUAUUUCGGAAAAGAAAAAACACGUCCUAAAAUCUCCCAUGUCAGAAGAAAUCUCAGCCCCCCUGGAUGAAGAACAGCAGGAAAUUCUUAAUUCAGCAGCAUUCAUUGAAGAGCAGUAUGGCCAUUUAAUUGACACUGUACUGGUGAAAGAAGAUCUCCAGAGUGCAUGUAAUCAGCUGAAAACUGUGUUAGAGAAGCUAAACAAGGAUUCAUUUUGGGUGCCAGUCAACUGGGUGAGGUCAUAGCUUGUUAUCAUGUUUAAGGGAAAGAUUGUAUAAAAAUGUCUUGUAAAUGAGUGAAUUAGAAAAGGGAAAUAUGUCAAAAUCACUUCAAAACUGCUGGUCUGUCUAAAAGGCAAUAUAUAAAGACUGUAUGAGGAAAAACUAACAAAGUUAAAAGCUGACACUGCCUCCCUGAAUCAAAAUUUUGAAUAGCAGCUGUCAUUUAAAUAAGUCAGUCCAAUCUUUUACUGCUCUUUAGACUGUAAAUAGUGUAUUUUGUACAGUGAGGUUUCACAGAAGGUCCCACAAUUCCAAAGCAUUUUCGUGCUGAGACACUGACCAGGUGGAAUUUUUGUCCUUUGGCCACAACUGUAGCCACAAAAUCAGAAUCAGGUAGUCUUUGGGAACAAGCUCCUUCUUCUGCCCUCUUUCCCAGUCUUUUCCUACUGACACAGGACAAAUGUUAAACAACCCAUGAAUGCACCUGUAUGAUGAGCCAGCUGAUAAAACAGACACUUUUUUUUAGUCUAUGUGAAAGUAACUGCACGUGGUUCUAAAAUACAACAUUUAAGCCGCCCGUUUUCUACAAGACAUCUUUGGAAGUGCUACCUGAUGGGAUCCAGUCUUGACACCAAUGUAGCAACUCCUAAAAGGAGGAGGCUGAAGGACAAAGUAGCUGAGCUACAGGUGGAAAUCAUCAUCCCUGCAGCAUUUGUGGCUGCCUUUGCUCCAAAUCUGGUAAAAGCUUCCAGAGCAUCUAAUUGGCCUGAAGAAAUCUUAACUGGUAGAGGACCUUGUAUACAUAUUUCAGGAGACUUGAAUAUACAAUAUUAUUAGAUAGGUCUUAAUAAGAAAAUGCAGAGAUGAUUCUGGAAGUACCUGUGCUCUGUAAUUAUUUGGGGGGUGGAGGGAGAAUAUUGUACAGGUGCAUGUUAGCUGUAACUAGUUCCUGGUUUUGCUUGCCUGCUGUGCUCUAAUAUUUUCUGUGUACUGUGCUCUUUAAACGACCUUUUGGUGCACCAGUCUUGUUCCUUGCAUCUUGACAGUAUGAUGUUAUUCUUGUUCCAUGACAUUUAGCAGAACUAAACAAUGCAUAUUAAAAGCACAUUUCUUACA